Molecule: messenger RNA, 1452 nt
Organism: Lodderomyces margitis
Lineage: Eukaryota; Fungi; Ascomycota; Pichiomycetes; Serinales; Debaryomycetaceae
Exons: 1
Coding region: 1-1452 (483 amino acids)
Source: RefSeq, a predicted model, not a curated record
AUGGCAACGAUAGCAUUAAAUAUAACAUACCAAGGGCAGCCAAAGAAGUUUACUGUUAACAAGUCACAGACCAUAUCACAGUUUAUAUCCCAAUGUUUGACGAGCUAUAGCAUCGAUGCCAACACUUUCGGUGCCGAAUUGUAUCACAACAAUAAGGCAUUGGAUUCAGCAUCACCCAUCAGAUUAACCAACCUUUUGAACAACGCCAAACUUACACUUAAGGUGAAGAAACUAGAUCUGAACAAGGAAAUCAAUGUCAAGUUUAUCAGCGAGAAAGGGACUGUGGUAAAGAAAUUCACUGUAGCUACUACAUUGGAAGACAUUGUGGAACAAACAGUGGGACGUUUGCAAAAACCCACGCAAUUGCGAAUCUUGGAUUUAGUGAUUAGUUAUGAAAAAUACACCACAGCUACAUUGGGAUCAAUUGUGGGGAAUGCCAAUAGUGUUGUGAUUCGAUUGGAAAAUCAGAAACUGACAAACGAGAAGGAUGCCUUGUUUAGGAAACAACAAGAAGCCAACAGAUUACAGUUGGCAGAGGCUCAUAAACGCAAGGAAGUGGAAACACAAAAGAAGUUACAAGAAGAGCAAGAAAGGCAAAGGCUUGAGCACGAGAGAUCUAAACAGGUGAAACAAGAACCCACGGAGGAGCCGGAGGAGCCGGAAGAAGAUGUCGAGAUGAGGGAAGCUGCCGAGGAUACUCCUUCCACCGUUACAGAGUCUGAAUCAAGCCCAAGUACGGGUGAGGCACAAGCAGAUGGAACAGGUGCCAAUUUUGUUUACGAGGAGGAGAAGGCUGAUGAAACUCCUAAAUUGUACAUGCCAUCGAAUAAACCACUGCCGGCGUAUCAAAACCCAGAGGAGGAUUACAACAUGACUGUUGACCAAGCCAAAACUUACCAAAAUGUUAUACGCAAUUCCGCCAAGAGGGUGAAAAAGACUGAUGUCAAAAAGCCAGCCAAAUAUUUUAUACGUGUCAAGUUCCCCGAUGGUGCCAUGUUGCAAAUCAAUUUCCUUGAAAAUGCCCAUGAGGUCAAGUUUGGCUCGCUUGUGAAGAAACUUGACGAAUUGUUGAUUCCUGAGUUUAUCAAUAGUUAUAAUUUAAAGAUUGGAUAUCCUCCAUUUACCAAAUUAAAUCAAUCGUUUGCAUUGAAUAAUGAAAAGUUGCACAAUUUAGACGAAUUCAAGUCGGAACAAGUUGUUCUAAUUUGGGAAUUGAGUAAAGAGUCAAACAAAACUCAUAAAGGACCAUUUUUGAAUAAUGAAUCAAAAGACUUGGUUAUAAAGCCAAGUGAUGAGUUGCCUGCAGUAAAGUUGGAGAAACAUAGAAGUGAAUUACCGGCAGGUGAGAAGAAAACCGGGCUUUUCAAAUCAAAACCAAAGUCUAAAGAUGGUGAAGAUAAGGAUGACAAGAAGAAAUCUAAAUUACCAAGGUGGUUGAAAAUGAAAAAGUGA